AAUAACGUUUAGAUGGGGUUUGUCACAACAGGAGCCUGGCAAGGGGGCGUCGGAAUGGCAUUUGGCACUUGCCUGCCCAAACGGUUGCGAAGUAGGCCUUUCGCACACCGUAGAUUGCCAAGCAGCAUACGAUACUGCAGUGUGCUUCCUAUUGUGAGCAGCGUGGCCCUCGGCCUAGAGACGCUGGGCAAUCAAUUAACCGCGGGCCGGGAGGCCAUUAUGAACGUUUUCUAAAACUCCCUUUGCUGGCGCUGUAAUGUCCUUAAAAACGCUUGCCGAAAUGGGUUCAUGUGGUCCCUGUUGUUGUUUGUGUUGAUGCAAGUCAGUUGUGCCGACAUCCCACCAUUGUCGCUGGGCCACUGAACAAAGCGGAUGCCUGCAAGACGUGCUUUCGUCCUGUUGGCUGCGUCGAUUAUGCUGCUCAGCUGUGGUCAAGCAUGUGCUUCAGGAGAGACGCGCGGCGUCCCAGGCAGCUGGGUGCGUCGGAGGUUGCGCGGUGGCCGAGCUCUCGCCCAACUUCCCGGCCUGGCCGGUGUGAACGGCUUUGAACAGCAAGUCUCCGGCGCGACGCCGACUGAUGCUGAUCCUCAGCAGCAGAGGCUGGGUCUUGUGCCGCCGCCACCUCCACCACCGCCCACCGGAAAUGGCAAGAGCAACAGCACCCACAUGAUCACCUCUGGACGUAUCGACACCGUAACCACCACCGAGCUUGUUGGCAUGGCAAUUGCCGGCUUCGCGGCGGGGCUGGUGGGGAUUGCGCUGGCACUGUGGGUGCGGCGGCUCGAAUGCACACGCACCUUGCUGUCAGCCAGCAAGAGCUGGAAGGUGAUCCUGAGCAGGCAGCUGUCCUCGUCAGGUUCACUGGAGGAACGGCCGGCCGCUGCCACGACGGCACCAGCAGCAGUAGCACCAGCAGCACCAGCGCCAGCCGCGGUGCCAGCUACUGCAGUGCGCAGGGCAACCGAUGUGGUGAUGGGCGCCGAUCAACGGUCGAGUCCAGCUCAGCAGCUGUUGCCGCGGCCUGCAGGGCCUCCAGCAGUGCCUGCGCAGCAUGGCGUCCCUCUGCCGCCUGUGGGUCAGGUCGCGAGGCGAGACGGGCAGCGGGCACAGCAAGUGCAGCAGCCACAGGGCCUGUCAAGGCCAUCGCCUGCUGCCGUCGUCAUUGGGGCCGCACCUGGCGCCAACGCAAGCACAUGAGCGAAACAAUUGCAGCUGCAUUCAUUAGUGAAGUGGGUAGGAGCGAUGCAGCACGGUACGGUGGUGUGGCAUUGUUCCCUCGAGGAAAACGGCUCGUGAACCGCGAUUCCAAGUUGGGAGGAUACAUAACUUAUGAGUAACAAGACAACCUGCGAAGCAUUUGCAGCAGUAUAUUCUGCAUCUAUGUGCGUGAGCCCCCAAAGAGGGCUAUAGGAGAGCAUUGGAAGGAGGGAGCUGUGCGGCUGACGCACGCGUGCACCAAGGUGUGCGCCAGCUCUAGCACGCCAAUCGUGCGCCGCCUAGCGGCGGAGCCCAUAGUGAAUGAUGGACACUCUGCGCUGAUUUAUUCUUCUUAGCAAGCCGGCACAGGCGACUCGUUUGGCCGCUAGACAACUUGUAUGGGUGUGUGGGCUGCAGGGUGGUCAUGCCACAUGGUGGUGUGACCUGCAGGGUGUGCCGCCACUGUUGGGAUUUAUGACACAGGACGACUCCUGGUAUGUCACGUUUUCCCACUCCCUUAGGGGCGCCGUCGCGCAUGGAUGCCACGGCUUCCGAGGACUGAUGUGCAGGGCUCGCUGCAGCCGUGGGGCCUGGAAUGCAGGUUGUGCUCAGGUAGGGGCCCUCGGUCGGGCUUGUGCGUGGCUAUGCUUACAGGGCAGACGCGCGAUACCCUUGAAGCCCUUGCGUUUCAAUUGUCCUCGCGUGUCAGUCCUCGUGUGGCAGUCUUUUCUGUCGCGGUAUUGAGGCAUGCUGCUUGCUGCCACGUGUGUUUGUGGGCUUGGGUGGACUGGUUUCUUGCGCCUGCUUGCGCAGCUUAGAUUACCGUACGCCCGUACGGUGAUUGGGUUCCGGUGCUGACACUACCGGUAUGUGCCGCUCUCGCACGCAUGGCCAUGCUGGGAAGCAGGGCAGGACCGCGUCGACAAAGGGUCCCGCCGUGUGCUGCUGGAAAUACAUGUGGCGGCGGCCUCCAGCAAUCAACACCGGGUCGAACUGUCGAAGCAACAAUCACCGAAUCCC
Molecule: messenger RNA, 2217 nt
Organism: Chlamydomonas reinhardtii
Lineage: Eukaryota; Viridiplantae; Chlorophyta; Chlorophyceae; Chlamydomonadales; Chlamydomonadaceae
Exons: 4
Coding region: 415-1197 (260 amino acids)
Source: RefSeq, a predicted model, not a curated record